This is a messenger RNA of Camellia sinensis, 2486 nucleotides long. NCBI's taxonomy places the organism in Eukaryota, Viridiplantae, Streptophyta, Magnoliopsida, Ericales, Theaceae. The record is from RefSeq and is a predicted model, not a curated record.
UUAAGCUCUCCCCAAACUUAGGCCAAAACAAGAGAGAACACAAAGAAAGAAUAGAGAAGAAGAGAAGCAACAACAAUGGAAACAAACCCUCUUCCACUACAUCUGUCCCAUGUUCAAAAACCCUCUCUCAUCAUCAACAGAACACACUCUCUCCUCCACUCCACAGCCCUAGCAACCCUAAUCUACUACAGAUCUUCCACCAUCUUCCAAACCCUCAAAACCAGAGACAAACCCAUCUUCCCAUUACUAUUCCUCUCCAUCUCUGAACUAAUUCUCUCUUUCAUUUGGGUCCUCAGCCAAGCACACCGGUGGCGGCCCGUCUCGCGGACCGCCUUCCCGGAUCGAUCGCCGGAAGAUGAAGAACUUCCGGCAAUCGACGUAUUUAUCUGCACGACGGACCCUAAUAAAGAGCCGACUGUGGAGGUGAUGAACACGGUGGUUUCAGCCAUGGCUAUGGAUUAUCCAGUGGACAAGCUUUGUGUUUACCUUUCAGAUGAUGGUGGUUCGGAUGUGACUUUGAAUGCCAUGAAAGAGGCUUGGAGGUUUGCAAAGUGUUGGGUUCCUUUUUGUAGGAGGUUUGGAGUUGAAACAAUAUGUCCUAAGGCUUAUUUUUUGGAGGAAAAUCAUCAGAAGAAGGAUUGUAGGAGUGAUUUCUUGGCUGAGAAGGAGAAAGUUAAGGAGAAAUAUGAGGCAUUCAAGAAUUGCAUGAUGAGGAUUAGAGAGAAAGCAAGCAUCAUUAUGACUAAUGGAGAUCAUCCUCCUCUUGUUGAGGUGAUAAAUGAGAAAGGCAUGAAUGAAGAAGUUGGUGAUGGAGUUGGUGCACAGAAUGUCCAGAUACCUCUCCUCGUUUACGUCUCUCGCGAGAAAAGGCCUUCACUUCCUCAUCAUUUCAAGGCCGGAGCCCUUAACGUCCUUCUUCGAGUCUCAGCCAUGAUUAGCAAUUCUCCAUACAUACUAGUUUUGGACUGUGACAUGUAUUGCAAUGACUCGUCAUCGGCUCGUCAAGCAAUGUGUUUCCAUCUUGAUCCCAAAAUGUCACCCUCCCUAGCUUUCGUUCAAUUUCCUCAGAAUUUUCACAACAUUAGCAAGAAUGAUAUCUACAACUGCCGAAUAAGAUCGUUAUUCACGAUACUAUGGAAAGGUAUGGAUGGGCUUGAGGGACCAUGUUUGUCUGGUACAUGCUUUUACAUAAAGAGAAAGGCACUCUAUGGAAGUCUCAUAAAAGAAGAUGUUGAUAUCAUGAAACGUAAACAGUGUUUCGGCUCUUCCAAUGACUUCAUCAAAUCUCUUGAUCGACAUUACAAGCCGAAUCACAGUAACUUUUCGAAUACAAUGUUGUUCAAAGAAACCCAAAUUUUAGCAUCAUGUGCUUAUGAAAAUCAAACCAAAUGGGGCAAAGAGGUGGGUUUCUUGUAUUUCUCAGUGGUGGAAGACUACUUCACAGAUUUUAUCAAUUUACAUGGCAAAGGUUGGAUUUCAGUGUAUUGUGACCCGGCAAGGCCAGCUUUUUUGGGCUCAUGCACCACAAAUCUGAGUGAUGUGUUGGUUCAGAGCACCAGAUGGGGUUCUGGUUUGGUUGAAGUUGCCAUCUCAAGGUUCUGUCCUCUUCUACAUGGUCCAAAGCAGAAGGAGAAGCAGAUGUCUGUUCUUGAGAGAAUGUGCUAUGCAGAACUGGCCUUCUUUCCUUUAAGUUUCAUCCCAUUGUGGUGCUUUGCAACCAUUCCUCAGCUCUAUCUUCUCAAUGGCAUUCCCUUGUACCCUGAGGUUUCAAGCUGGUAUUUCAUUGUAUUUUCAUUCAUUUUCGUCUCAUCCCAAUCCAAACACAUCCAAGAGAUCUUCUCAAUUGGAGGUUCAAUCCAAACAUGGCGCAAUGAACAGAGAAUGUGGAUGAUAAAGGCAGUCACAUGUCAUCUCUAUGGAAGUUUGGAUGCUUUCAUGAAGAGAAUGGGUAUGAGAGAAGCCAAUUUUCUACCAACCAAUAAAGCUGUUGAUGAUGAGCAGCAACUCAAGAGAUACCAAAUGGAUAUAUUGGAUUUCCAAGCAUCAAACAUGUUGAUUGUUCCAGUGGUCACCUUGGUGAUUCUAAACCUAGUAUGCUUGUUUGGAGGAGUUACUAGGAUGGUUAUCAGUGGAAGUGUUAAUGAGAUGUUUGUGCAAGUUGGUUUGUCAUUUUUCAUUGUAUCAAUGAGCUCCCCAAUUGUUGAAGGGAUGGUGGUGAGGAAGGACAAGGGUAGGGUUCCAACUUCUGUUUCUAUUUUGUCUGCUGUGAUUUCCAUGAUUUACUUGCUUUUGGGAUCUCUUAUUAUCAUGUAUUGGUGACAAGUAGAUCAUGUAGUUGGGUUAGAAGUUUUGUAUUAAUGUAUCGCGAUGUUGUUAGUAUUUUGAUUUUAGUUCUUUUCUUCCUAAAAUGAGAAAAUGAACAAUUUGAUUGAAAAUGUAUUGUAUGGCCCAGAGUGUUGUGGAAUUUGCAAAAUGGGUUUUCAAAA